This is a messenger RNA of Phascolarctos cinereus (koala), 4209 nucleotides long. Lineage: Eukaryota; Metazoa; Chordata; Mammalia; Diprotodontia; Phascolarctidae. The record is from RefSeq and is a predicted model, not a curated record.
CACACCCCCUCAUUCUUUUUCUCCUCUUCCCUGGCUCCCUGUCACCAUCUGUGGCACAGUCAUUCUCUGUCACUCUCCUUACCACCCCCUCAUUCUUCUUUUCUCUGUUGUUACCUCUCUCCCUGCAUCACUCUUUCUUUCUUCCUUCUCUUUCUCUCCUUACUCCUUUUCUCCUGCUCCUCAGGCAUCUCUCCCUCUCUUGCUAAGCACUCCCUCUCCAUCUUGCUACCCACUCAUUGUGUCUUUCUAACCCCCUCAUCCCUCUAUCCCUCUAUCCUCUAGCCCUCUCCCUUUGCCGAGUUUGUUUUAUUCCCAUUGGCUUCUGAGGCUGCCCAACACCCUCAAGAGCUCUCCUUCCCUCGUGGAGGGCUCUCCCUAAAUUCUCCACCCUCUGCCAACGCCCACCUCUUGACCUCUUUCUUGUACCCAGGCUUCUUCCAGGAGGCAUGUGGGAAGAAUUUCUCAGCAUCGAUGGGAAGGCAGGGAUGGAGAUCAUAUGGCAGAGCCUCAACAGACAGAUGUGGCCAUCUCGGGGCUAGUGGAGUGCCCCUUGUGGGGCACAGCAGGAAGCUGGAGGCCGGGGCACUGGGAGGGCAAGCUUCAACAGGAGAACAGACCCUAAAAGACCCCCCAGGCCCAGGGAAGAAGCUGUGGGAGCACUCUAACCCAGACAAGGGAAGAGGGGGGAAUGGAUGAGCCCACGAGGGAUCCCCUCAUCUGACAAGCAGGAUUGGAGCUGAUUGCAGCCCUUGGAGGUGACCUCUGCUGACUGCCAUCUUUGCCCCUCCCCAACUUGGCUGGCCUCUCCGGCCACUAUGGACAUCACCAGCUUUCCCUCUCCAGUGUCCGCAUCCUUAGAACCGGAGAAUGCCUCCCUCACCUGGCCAGAAGACCCUCUGAUGGGGAACCUGUCCACAUCCCCAGCCAGCACAGGACUAGAUGUCAGUGGUGUUCUGAUCCCUCUGGUAUACCUGGCAGUGUGUGUGGUGGGCCUUCUGGGCAAUUCACUGGUGAUCUACGUGGUGCUUCGGCACACGGUGAGCCCAUCAGUGACCAACGUCUACAUUCUCAACCUGGCCCUAGCUGAUGAACUCUUCAUGCUGGGCCUGCCCUUCCUGGCUGCACAGAAUGCCCUCUCCUACUGGCCCUUUGGCUCCCUCAUGUGUCGCCUGGUCAUGGCCGUGGACAGUAUCAACCAAUUUACCAGCAUCUUCUGCCUGACCGUCAUGAGCGUGGACCGCUAUCUGGCUGUGGUGCACCCAACCAGGUCGUCCCGCUGGCGCACGGCCCCCGUGGCCCGGGCAGUGAGCGCUGCCGUGUGGGUGGCCUCAGCAGUCGUGGUGCUGCCUGUGGUGGUUUUCUCAGGAGUCCCACGUGGCAUGAACACCUGCCACAUCCAGUGGCCUGAGCCAGCCGCAGCCUGGCAGACGGGCUUUAUCGUCUACACAGCAGCUCUGGGGUUCUUCGGGCCCCUGCUGGUGAUUUGCCUCUGCUACCUUCUCAUUGUGGUCAAGGUGCGCUCAGCCAGUCGGCGGGUCCAGGUGACCUCAUGCAAGCGGCGGCGGUCUGAGAGGCGGGUCACCCGCAUGGUGGUGGUGGUGGUGGCCCUGUUUGUGCUGUGCUGGCUGCCCUUCUAUGUGCUGAACAUCGUCAAUGUGGUCUGUCCCCUGCCUGAGGAGCCCUCUCUAUUUGGUGUCUACUUCCUGGUGGUAGUGCUGCCCUAUGCCAACAGCUGUGCCAACCCCAUCAUCUAUGGUUUCCUCUCCUACCGCUUCAAGCAGGGCUUCCGAAGGGUCUUGCUCCGGCCCUCCAGGAAGGUCCGAAAUCAGGAGCCACCCACUGGGCCCCCCGAGAAGACAGAGGAGGAAGAGGAAGAAGAGGAGGAGGAUGAAAGAGAAGCUAGAAAGGAGAUGAAUGGGCGGGUCAGUCAGAUCAGCCAACCAGGAAGUGGUGGGCAGGAGCAACCACCCUGCAGACCCUGUGGCAGUGAACAGAAACCUCUCCCAGAAGAGCUAACUGGUGGGGAGAAAUCCAGCACUUCAAAGACAAGCUAUUUGUAACCAACGGAACAUGAUAGGGCAGAGGAAAGGGAGAGGAACUGGAGAGGGGGUGAGAAGGAAGAGUUUUGAGAUGCCACUGAGUAGGUAGCAGGGGCCCUAGGCAUCCCUAAAACCCAUCGCCACCACUGGGGAAGAGACUAGGUGACGAGGUCAGUGCUGAGGGAAAAGAUAGGGGAGUGGUGGAAGGAAAGAGAUAGAAUCUCAUGUGCCCAUGGCCAAGUCACUUCUGUAGCCCUCAUUUUCCUCAUGUGCAAAAUGAGGAGUUUGGACAAAAUGGUAGCUAAGAGCUCCUCCAGGUUCAGAUUGAUUUUCUUAUGGCCCUAGAAGGGAUCAGGAAAGUCAGCUCAGGCUGGCUCAGAUAAGCGACCAUGGGCUCUUUCCCAAGGAGCUGCCCCUAAAGGGUCUUGGGGAGAGGGGAGAUCCGGGAUGUAACAGUUCCUGGAUGACGAUCCUUUUCUUCCCUAGAUGUGAGUAAGCCACAUCUGAAGUAUUUUGUCCAGUCCUAGGUGUCCCAUUUUAAGAAAAACGUUGACCAGUGGUGCUGUGUCCAAAAGAUGGUGGUCAAAAUGGUGAGGGGACCGGACCAUUCUAUGACAGUUGAUGGGUCUGAACCUCAGCUUUGCCACUGGUUAGCUUUGUGACCUUAGUCAAGUCACUAAAUUUCUCUGGGAUUCAGUUUCUUCAUCUGUAAAAUGAGUAGCAUGGAUUGAAUGACCUCUGAAAUCUUUUCCAGUCCUUAAACUAUGAUUCUAUGAUGCUGUUACUUUACCUCUGGGGCUCAAUUUCUUUAUCUGUGAAACAAAGGGGUUAGAUUAAAUGAGAUCAGGGCCAUUCAGCUCUAAAUAUGAUGAAAGCUUUCUUCAAAUAUCUAAAGAGCUGCUGUGUAGGAGAAGUGGCAGGUCUGUCUGCCUGGACCAGAGAGCAGAACUAGAAGCAUGGGGCUGAGGGUUGGCAAGAGGCAGAUCUCAGCUCUCCAGAAGAAGCUUCUUAACAAUUAGAACUGUCCAUGGGGGAGAUAGGCUGCCUCAGGAAGACCCCUUCCUCCUCACUGGAGGUCUUCCAGCAGAGGCCAGAUGACCCCUCACUGGGGAUGUUGUGUAAGGGAUUUCUGCUCAGGUAUGAGUUGGAACAGAUGACCACUGAGGUCCCUGCCAACUCUGACAUUUUUUGACCCUUGAACCAACAUCCCUGCCACUCCCUAGCUGAAAGUGAGUUCUUCCCCACAUCUCCUUGUUGGGGAAGGGGAAGUCUUCAUGCUAUUUAUUUACUAGCUGAAUGAUCUUGGGCAAAUCAUUUCAUCUCUCUGGUCAUCAGUUUACUCAAUUGUCAAAUGGAACAGUUGGCCUAGAUGCCCUCUAAGGACCCCUCCAAAUCUAAAGUCAAUGAUCCAAUGAACCUCUUCCAUAUUUCCUUGCCCUGUCUCCCCCUGCCCCCACUCCAAUCCCCCCAGUUCCUUGGGCUUUUAAAUCCAGCCAGUGUUUAAUCAGUAGAAACACCUGAGAUGGAGAUAAGAAGAAAGUCUAGUCUCAUUGGCUGAUCCAUUCUGACAUUUUUAGUGGAUUCUGUUGGUCUGGCAAAAGGGAAGGAUGCAUUCUCAUCUUCUCACUUUUCAUCCUUAUCUUAGCUUUGGGGUGACUCCACUGGGGAGCCUCCUUUGUAGUCUUGGGCAGCUUGGCUUAUGGAAGUGAGGCUGGGGAGAGAAGCUAGGGGAGAAGGGGGUUUGGAAGAAAAAGGCAGCUGCCAGAGCAUGAGAGCUAGCCUGGGGUGAAAGAGCAGCAUGGAGGGAGGUCAUAGAGUGGACCAGGCAGAUCCUUAGAAGGCCAACCUGCGGGGACCAAAGGGUCCAGAGGCUCUGGUCACAUGUAUACAUGGGUUUAUAUGUACCUGGAAGGGAACUGUAGAACAGAGUAGUGAAAGAGCUCUGGGUUCUAAUACUGGCCCUGCCACUCCAUAGCUGUAGGACCCUUGCCAAAUAAAAUCAACCUUCCUGGUCUUCAGAUUCUUCAUCUGUAAAAUGGGAGUGAUUUAUGCCUUCCCUGCCUACCUCACAGGGCUGUUGUGAGGGCCCAGUAGGAUUAUAGAUGAGAAAACACUCCAAAAUCUCAAGUGUGACACGAUGCUUCAAACUUAGAGGGCAUUUAAUAAAUGU